Molecule: messenger RNA, 312 nt
Organism: Ilex paraguariensis (yerba mate)
Lineage: Eukaryota; Viridiplantae; Streptophyta; Magnoliopsida; Aquifoliales; Aquifoliaceae
Source: the annotation of a GenBank genome assembly
AUGGCUGAAAAUCAGCCCCCGUCUCAGUCUUCUCAUCAGGUGGCCAAAACCACAAUUGUCAUCGUUGGUGGCUCCCUCAUGGUUUUCUCCACCUUGAUUGCGGCGGCCACCACGGUCCUUCUCACGGUGGCCACUCCGUUGCUAGUUAUAUUCAGCCCGGUGCUUGUCCCCGCGUACGCUACAGGAAAGCACCCGAUUGGGUCCGAGAAGAUUGAUCGUGCCAGUGCGAGGAUCGGGGAAGUGACAAAGGAGAUGAAGGAGAAGGCUCAGCAUCCUGGGCAGCAACAGACUAGGGGAAGGCAGGGUCUUUAG